AUUAGCCCGAGACCCGGCGAAUUGACAGGUUGUAGUAUAGCCCCGGCGCGGCGAAGAUUAUCAGGCAGGGCGCGUCUCGCAAUCAGCAAACCCUCUGCCCUCGCCCUCAUAAGAGGCUUUCUCGAGCCCAACCCUCAGCCCUCACCCUUGUGCCACUGCUGCACACCCAACCUGCCGGCAUGGCCUGACGAGCAACUCUCCAAACCCUCCCUCACAAUCCGCUCGAUCGCUCCUUGGAAACUCCUCACCACCAAGACUGUUGGAGGAGAGAAGAGCGCGCAAAGAUGGGGUCGAAGCGUCCGAUGCAGAAUCUGAUCCUCGAGAUCCUCAACGCCCAGCCGUCGCUGAGAGACUCGAAGACGUACCUCAAUUACUUUGGCCCCCGUGUCGCGUCUGGAUCAAAGCAGCCACGCUCGUCGCCGCCUCCCUUUCACUUGCAGUCGAAUGCACCCCCACCCCACCAGCACCUCGCCCAUCCGGGUCCCCCUCCCCCGCCGCCGAGGCCGUUUGGACCACCGUCGACGCAGCAGCAGGACCAGGACCGGUUCCGGCAAGAGCUGCUCCAGCCCAGAGCCGAACAGCAGCAGCAGCAACAGCAACAGCCGCACACCAAUGCAGACUCGCACCAGUUUGCCCAGCCCGACAUCGCCGUCCGAGCGACGACGGCGGCGAUGCAUGAGCUUGCGCCGCCUGCCUCGCGCUCCGAGGCGCAAGUCGCAACUGGCCCCGAGGCUGCACUCGCCGAGUCGCUCUCAACGCCACCGAUACAGCAGCACACGGCCCUCGUCAAGAUCCAAGGUCCCUUCACCGAGCGCCAGCUCGAGAGCAUCGCAGAGGGCAUGGUCUACCUCAAGCGCCUCGGCCUCGUCUCGGUCAUUGUCAUUGAUUCCGAGGACGUCGCCUGGCGGGGCGCUACAUCGCACUUUGACCCCGACACGGGUGCGCGCGUCGACGCAGAGGCCAACGAGGCCGAACAGGAGCGCAAGGGUCUGGCUCCUUGGCUCGCGACGGCAUCACCGUCCCCUCCUUCGUCCUCCUCCUCCUCCUCUUCCACCCCGUCAAGAACAGACUCGAGGGUUGGUGUUGGAAAAGGCAUCAAGACGAGCAAGGCGAGGAGCGAAGAGGCGUUGCGGAAGCGCAUGCUCUCCGAGGUCCAUCGGCUCUCGGAGCUUCUCAUCGAAAAGGGCGCACCGGCGAGGCCCUAUUCGCAUCCCAUCCUGCGCAUCGACGCUGCCUCUGUCAAGACCUCGAUGCAGGCCCACCCACCGGAUCUACCUGGCAAGAUCAAGGCUCACCCUCUCUAUUCGUGGGCCGAGAGAAUGUCGUCGCUGAAGAAAGGCAGGAGCGGCAAAGUGCAACAACAGGGCGAGGACGACGACGAUGCGACGCCUAUCCCACGCUCGCCCCUCGUCAGCGACGAUGGCCUGUCCUCGAUGCGAUCCGCCCUCGCACACGACAUGAUCCCCGUCAUUGCACCGCUCGCCCUCUUUGAGGAGCCAGAGGCAGGCGGCGCACCGAGGACUACGUGCGUGCCUGCCGACGACGUCGUCGUUGCUCUUGCCCGCGAGAUGGCGGCAAAGGCAAAGCAGGACGAUGCCACGAGCGCAGCCAGCGUCGACAUGAUGCCUCUCCGGCUGAUGGUCAUCAACCGAGAGGGAGGCAUCCCGUCGCACGCCCGUGGCGGCAACCCGCACCUGAGCAUCAAUCUUGCUUCCGAAUACUCGCACCUGACGAACUCAUUCAUCUGGAACCGCACCCACCCAACAGCCCUUAGCAACCUGGCCAUGGUCCGGGAUUGCCUGGCAUACAUGCCCCCAACGUCUUCGGGCGUCGUCGUCUCUCACCGCUCCCCGCGGUCCCUGAUCGCGAACCUCAUCACCAACAAGGCCGCCCACAGCCCCAGUCUGCCGCACCGGCUCGUGGCGGGGAGAAAGGACGUGCGGCACACGCCCACCAUCAUCCGUCCCGGUCUCGACAUUGUCGUCAUGUACGACUGGUCCAAGGUCGACAAGGACAAGCUCGCGCGCCUGCUCGAGGCCUCGUUCAGGCGCAAGCUUGACCGCGACGCCUACUUUGCGCGGCUCGAGCGCAAGUGUGAGUUUGUCAUUGUCACGGGCGACUACGAGGGCGCGGCCAUUGUGACGCGCGAGUAUGCGCCGGGCGAGGUCGAGGGCGAGACAGAGGCGAUUGCCUACCUCGACAAGUUUGCCGUCCUGCCCUCGCUGCAGGGCUCGGGCGCCGUCGACUUUCUGUGGGGCGCCCUGCGCGAUGAAGUGAGCGGACUGGGCCUUCUGGAUGCGCUCAACGACAACGGCGGCAAGGGCGGCUUUGGCCGUGGGAGAGACCUCGUCUGGAAGAGCCGCAGCGACAACCCAGUUAAUCGGUGGUACUACGAGCGGUCCAAUGGCUUUGUUCGCAUCGACACGGACGCCGUCGCGGGCAAGAAGAAGCCUGCGCCCGCAGCUGAGGCCGGGGCGGAGGGCGACGCCGAGGCUUGGGAGCCUAAGUGGAGCAUGUUCUGGUGCGACGCUGAGGAGCGCAUCGCGAGCAUGGGCGGCGAGCGGCGCCUGGGCGCAGAGGCCUCGUUUGAAGACGUCUGGGACGAGUCGGCGUCGAGCUUCAAGCUGACGCAGGAUGCUUCCUCGCCCUUUGCCAGCGAGGAGGAGGAGGAUGGACGCAGACGCGGGCCGAUGCAGGGGCAGGAUGGACAGAUGACUGAGUUUGGACGCGCACUCAGGGAGCUGGACCCGCGGCCGGGCGGAGGCACCAGUCUCAAGCUCCUGCCUGUCGUUCAUCCCGACGAGGAAGGCAGGCUGGACCGAUGGGCCAGGUGCAUGGCCACAAUUCCAUCCGCCUGGUUGUAGUCGGACCUCAUAUGCUAGGGAUAUAGAUGCGCAUCAGUCAUUUCACCAAUAUAGAUGGAAUUCAAAUCAGACAAUCAGCACAGAG
Molecule: messenger RNA, 2949 nt
Organism: Acaromyces ingoldii
Lineage: Eukaryota; Fungi; Basidiomycota; Exobasidiomycetes; Exobasidiales; Cryptobasidiaceae
Exons: 2
Coding region: 285-2864 (859 amino acids)
Biological process (GO): L-arginine biosynthetic process
Cellular component (GO): mitochondrial matrix
Molecular function (GO): L-glutamate N-acetyltransferase activity, acting on acetyl-CoA as donor; arginine binding
Source: RefSeq, a predicted model, not a curated record